GUACAGGAAUUGCAUCAUACAGUCUCAUGGAUUUGGCUACUCAAUUCCGUGGAUUGUCAUGGAGUAUUGGAGGGGAUGACUCACUGGAGAACGUAACAACUCUGCCUAAUAUCUUUCGAGAGUUCAAUGCUAAGAUCGAGGGCUAUUCCACUGGCACAGGGAGUGAGAAUGACCCAAACGCAUUCCUUAACCAGGCGGUUCCAGGAGCACAGGCUGAGCACUUACCAGCCCAAGCAAGAGCUCUCCUGAGACUAAUGAAGACUGAUUCUAGAAUUGACUUCAAUGCUGACUGGAAAAUCAUAACAGUGCUUAUUGGAGGCAAUGAUCUAUGCAACUAUUGCAAAGACCCUCAUCACUACUCAGCUGUAAAUUUCACCAGUAGAAUUCAAGAAACUCUUGAUAUUCUGCAUGAACAGGUACCAAAAGCUCUAGUGAGCUUAGUUGGAGUAAUGGACAUCCUCAGUAUGAGACAGUUGUUUGUGGACACUCAAGUUCAGUGCCCCACUUACUUGUCAGAUUGUGUUCUCACAGGAGAAGAAAACUCAGAAAACUUAACAAUGGUGAGGGAAGCCAUUAGAGCUUACCAGCUUGGUAUUCAAAGACUGGUGGAGUCUGGCAGAUACGAUACUCAUGACAAUUUCACAGUGGUCAUCCAGACUUUCCUCCAAAAUUCCAAGAUUCCUUUUGGUCAGGAUGGGCAUCCUGAUAUCUCCUACUUUGCACCUGACUGCUUCCAUCCAAGCCAGAAGGGCCAUUCUCAGCUUGCCAAGGCUCUCUGGAAUACUAUGUUGCAGCCUGUAGGCCAGAAAGCUGACUCAUUUGACUUCGUCACUGACAUUGUCCUCAGCUGCCCGACUCAGAAUAACUCUUUCCUGAGUACAAAUAAAAAUAGCAACAACACAAAUCCUCCUGUGCUUCCCACCAGUGAGCCAACAGAGAAUUGGGGCAGUGACCUGUCAUGUUCUGAAAAGACUCCAUCCAGUCGUGUCCCAACAUCAGUACAUGAGCUACACCCUGCUGACAUCAAAGUCAUUGGAGCAUUGGGAGAUUCCCUGACUACUGCGGCAGGAGCCUGCACAACUGACCCACAAGUGGACUGGAGGGGAUGUUCCUGGAGUAUUGGAGGUGAUGGCACCCUGGAGACCCAAACCACUUUACCCAAUAUCUUGAAAAAAUUCAACCCAAACCUCUUUGGCUUCUCCACUGGCAACAGUAAGGAAGCAGCUGGAUUCAAUGCUGCAGAGAGAGGUGCCACUUCACGCAAUAUGCCAGCCCAAGCACGUGAACUGGUGGAGCUAAUGAGGAGCAGCUCGAAUAUUAACUUCAAGGAGGACUGGAAGCUGAUCACUAUCUUCAUUGGAGGCAAUGACCUGUGUCAGUACUGCUUGGAUAAGGAAGCGUAUUCAGUGCAAAACUAUGUAAAGCACCUCCAGGACACUCUGGAUAUUUUCUACACAGAGGCUGAAGCCUUACAGCUGGUCAACAGUGGUCGGUACGAACAGCGUGAGGACUUCGCAGUUGUUGUGCAGCCAUUUUUCCGAAACACCAUUUUGCCUAUGGACAGCAAUGGCAAGCCAGAUCUGAGUUUCUUUGCUGCAGACUGCUUUCAUUUCAGUGAAAAAGGCUAUGCUGAGAUGGCUAUGGCUCUCUGGAAUAAUAUGAUGGAACCAGUUGGUGAAAAGCAGACUUACAACAACUUUACCUAUGACAGAUCAAAACUCAAGUGUCCAAACCUUGGGAAACCUUUUCUUUCCACACUGAGAAACAGUGGAUUCAGGAAUUCAGCUCUCAACUUGGAGAAGACGGAACCUUCAGUCCCCUACUGGGCUGUCAUUGUGGCAGCAGUAGCUGGAGUCCUGGUGGGCUCUUUGCUCCUCUGGGCUGUGUCAGGAAGAAGAGCCAGGAGACACCGAUGUGAGAUCGAUGCAGAAAAGAACAUGAAAACAACAUCUCUGUAAAGCCAAUGGAACGAACAUUUGUCUCUGGAGAAUUAAAAAACAGUUGGACAUUCAUCAAACUUUGUUUUUUAGCCAGGAAUUUUUGGGCCCACAGGUAUUGAUCAGAAAGGCAUUGUAGGGCUAGCUUCUGCAGAUCAGCGAGGUGGACGAUGAAGUUCAAAAUGUUAAAGCUUUUUCAUGCUGGGAUGUGCUUCUCAGUUUCUUGAAUAUUACACAGGACUUAUUCAUGCACCUUGGCACCUUAUUUGUCCCUUUUUCCUAUAAAACUCUGUGUAUAAAAUGUUAGACGUCCAUGAUUGUGACCUGGUGUUCCCCAGUGGUAAGGUGUGAUAAAGAAGAAAAGUAGCGAUUUCACCUGUUAGAUUCCAAUAAGACCACUGAGCUGAUGGUGCUAUGGUCAUACUAGAACCUUCAGGAAAGUACACAGGAAAGUGCAAUGCCAAGGAAACAUCCUCUAGCACCUUCUGAUCAAUCAUGUAACAGAAUGAUCUGGCUCAUGUGGUACCUGUUCAUGUUCAGUUCUCUCAGAUUGGAAUCACUGUGGUCGUUCUCUCAGGAAGAAUUUGCAAAGUUUUUUCAAAGUUCUCAGGAGUUCAGAGUUGAUCUUUUCCGGUAGUUAGACAUCCCUUGUGUGAUACUUGCAUAUUACAUAUAUUCACUGUGACCUUGUUUGUCAGUACCUUUAUUUCACAUGCCAAACACUUUUAUUUUUGAUUUUAUUGAAACUAAAGUGUAGUUUGUA
This is a messenger RNA of Phasianus colchicus (ring-necked pheasant), 2700 nucleotides long. The record is from RefSeq and is a predicted model, not a curated record. Lineage: Eukaryota; Metazoa; Chordata; Aves; Galliformes; Phasianidae.